ACCUGUAAUUGUUGUUUCCUUAUAGCUUCCGAAGAAGACAAGCGAGAACUUCGUAUUUUCACACCAGGUGUUGCCACGGCAUACUUGGGCAAAUCAUGGACGCAUAUUGAUGGUGUGCAACAUAUAAUUGCUCGAGACAAAGAUGGAAAGAAGGAUAGCCUUGACUACUGCAUUCCCAAAGCAGUAAUUAAUAAACAGCAGCUAGGAGCACAGACAAGUGUAUGGAAUCGGAAAAAAAUACGGACAACGCCCUUGGUCUCGGAACGUGGACUGGAAAUGAUGAUUCAGAACAUUGGAAGUAGGUACUCCACCUUGGAACGCAUUAAAUUCCCACGAGAAGCUGGAAAAAUCGCUGGAACGACAGCUAAAUUAGGUUGUUCGAUAGCAUGGACAGAACAUGGAGAUGCUUAUGCGUGGGGUUGUGACACUAGCGGUCAACUUGGCCUGGGAUUAAAGGAUGACGAUGAUAAGGUCGUGCCAACGCCACAAAAAAUAACGUCAGCGCAUUUGGAUGGGUACAAAAUUAUCUGUGCCUCAAUUUCUGACAAUCACUGUCUAUUCUUGGCCAAAAAAGCAUGA
Cooperia oncophora is the source of this 579-nucleotide messenger RNA. Lineage: Eukaryota; Metazoa; Nematoda; Chromadorea; Rhabditida; Trichostrongylidae. The record is from the annotation of a GenBank genome assembly.